GAAACCAGACGACAACAAAAAGCGCACGAGACAUCACAGACGGCAGGAAGCUUCUCUUGUUGUGUUUAAAGAUUUACUGCAGCUCUACCAUGCCCGUGGCCUCCACCAGGACAGAGCCUGUGCCCCAAGUGUUGGACGCAAUGAGCGACAGCACGGCCAGCUCCACCACAGCCAAUGACCUGGACCUCAUUUACCUCAAAGGCAUCAUGGAAAGCCCUCUGGAGCAAGAGGAGAGCCUGAAGGAGCCACGGUUGUCACCUGUGAGGGAGAAUAAUGUGGAGCUCCUGCAGGAGAUCCUGAGAGACCUGGACCCAUUUACCAAUCGUUCUGACACCGCAGCCGAGCUUGCUCGCAUUCUCACGCAGCCUCACUUCCAGUCUCUGCUGGAGACACAUGAUUCAGUGGCAGCUCAAGCGUGUGAAAGUCCACCUCCCAGCCCAUGUGACUUUGUGGAUCAUGAACCAGAAGACAGCCAAGCACACAACCACCUUCCACCUGAUGCCAUCCGCAUGGUGGGCAUACGCAAAAUAGCCGGGGAGCAUCUGGGUGUGACAUUCAAGGUGGAGGGUGGGGAGCUUGUGAUAGCGCGUAUUCUUCAUGGUGGGAUGAUAGACCAACAAGGACUGCUGCACGUCGGCGAUAUCAUCAAAGAGGUGAAUGGACGAGAAGUGGGCAGGGACCCCAGGGUUUUACAGGAAGAGCUGCAAGCAGCUAGUGGAAUUGUGGUUCUGAAGAUACUGCCAAGUUAUCAUGAAUCCAUACCACCUGUACAGGUAUUCUUUAAGUGUCACUAUGAUUAUGACCCAGCCAACGACAACCUGAUUCCUUGCAAGGAGGCGGGGUUAAGGUUUGAGACCGGGGAUAUCCUGCAAAUAGUCAAUCAGGAUGAUGUCAACUGGUGGCAGGCACGUCAUGUGGAAGGUGGGAGUGCUGGGUUGAUCCCUAGUCAGAUGCUUGAGGAAAAAAGGAAAGCUUUUGUCAAGAGAGAUGUGGAGCUGGCACCUGCAGGAAAUCUUUGUACUGGUGUUGGAGGAAAGAAGAAGAAGAAGAUGAUGUAUGUGACCACCAAAAAUGCAGAGUUUGACAGACAUGAGAUACUGCUCUAUGAGGAAGUGGCCAAGGUCCCACCUUUCAAGAGGAAAACUCUGAUUCUGAUUGGUGCUCAAGGUGUGGGGAGGCGGAGACUAAAGAAUAAGCUUCUACUGAGGGAUCCACAGCUCUUUGGGACCAUAAUUCCAUACACCUCCAGAAAACCCAAAAAGGGAGAGCGAGAGAGUCGGAUGUUUGCUUUCAUUACCCGCAGCAAAAUGGAAACAGACAUCAAGAACGGACGCUAUCUAGAACAUGGAGAGUAUGAGGGCAACCUGUACGGCUUGAAGAUCGACUCCAUACAUGAGGUGGUGGAGGCAGGGCGGGUCUGCAUACUGGACGCCAACCCUCAGUCUCUCAAAGUUCUGCGGACCUCUGAGUUCUUGCCCUACAUCGUGUUCCUUCAAGCUCCAGAGUUCGAGGUGCUCAAGGCAAUAAAUCAGUCAGCUGUAGAGGCAGGGGUGGUCACCAAGACGCUGAUGGAUGAAGAGCUGCAGAGGACGUGUGACGAGAGUGCUAAAAUCCAGACAGCUUAUGGUCACUACUUUGACCUCAGCAUUGUCAACGACAACCUAGAUGAGACAUACCGCACCGUCAAAGCAGCGCUGGAAACGGUUUCUAAAAACCCCCAGUGGGUCCCGGUCACCUGGGUGUUCUAGAAAGAGACAUGUGCUGGACUGAGGAGGGAGGGAACAAGAAAGGAAGCUGGCACUGAAAAUAUUCCACUGAGUAUAAGUGAUGGGUAAUAACUUUACAGGAUAAAUUCUCAAAUUUCCAUAAUUUAAACAGGAUAUAUUUUCAGUGCUGCAAAGAAAGCAUGGAAUUGAAGAAGGAAAGAGAUGAACAAGGAGGUGGAAAAAACCCUUCAUUUCAAAAAGUGUGCAUAUGCAUGUGUGUUCCUGUUUACAUAGAGACUUCAGAGCAAAGACUUUGUGCCAUUACUGAUGAUUAUCAUCAGACAUUGUCAUUGUUUACAUUUUUUGCAUUUAAUCAGAGCCAUCUCAGUGCAACUCAGUGCCAUCAGGAACAAGCAAGCUCCAUCUGUCACUUUUGUAAGUGUACAGUUUCUCAUCAUUAAUUUAAAAAUAGUUUCCCACUGCCUUCUACAGUAAAUGUGGAUGUUUUGCAUAAAGGUUAAGUUGUAUAAGGCUUCCUAUCAAUCCCCUCAUACCCAUGGGUAAAGCUUUUUUUAGGUUAAGUCUGGUGAGGCCGUCAUAAUCUUUAAAAAAUGUCUCUUGUUCUGGAGUUGGUUGAAAAGUGAAAGGACAUCUCUUUCAGGCUUUUAAAAAGAUUUCAUUUGAACCUUUAUUGGUUAGAGACACUAAUCACUGAGCAAUAGCAUCUAAAUGGUACAUGACCAUCAGUGGCAAUAAUUGAUUAAAUUUGUUUGAAAAGUCAAAGUUAACAUGACAUCUAGACCAGGGGUCUCAAACUCAAGUCCUGAGGGCCGGUGUUCUGAAACUUUUCCAUGUGUACCUGUUGCAACACAACUGAAUACAAUUAGUAGGUCAUUAGCAAGAGUGUAGAACUUGACUGCA
This is a messenger RNA of Oreochromis aureus, 2627 nucleotides long. It is a transcript of the gene mpp2a, whose product is annotated as membrane protein, palmitoylated 2a (MAGUK p55 subfamily member 2). Gene Ontology annotation, molecular function: protein binding. Gene Ontology annotation, cellular component: cell-cell junction; plasma membrane. NCBI's taxonomy places the organism in Eukaryota, Metazoa, Chordata, Actinopteri, Cichliformes, Cichlidae. The transcript has 14 exons. Bases 90 to 1748 code for a protein of 552 amino acids. The record is from RefSeq and is a predicted model, not a curated record.